Molecule: messenger RNA, 1680 nt
Organism: Fusarium sp. VM40
Lineage: Eukaryota; Fungi; Ascomycota; Sordariomycetes; Hypocreales; Nectriaceae
Source: the annotation of a GenBank genome assembly
AUGGGUAUCUGCAGCUCUACCUGCUGCGGAGGGCGAGCCCGCGAUGGCUUGUACGAACCUGUCCUUGCCGAUAGCGAACGAGAGGCUGUAGCCGACCUUCUUCAAUACCUCGAAAACCGCGGCGAGACCGACUUCUUCUCUGGAGAACCUCUGCGUGCUUUGAGCACUCUAGUAUUCUCGGAAAACAUUGAUCUUCAACGAAGUGCUAGUUUGACUUUUGCUGAGAUCACCGAACGAGAUGUCCGAGAGGUCGACCGCGAUACCCUCGAGCCAAUACUCUUCCUCCUCCAGAGCCCUGACAUCGAGGUUCAACGGGCAGCCAGUGCUGCACUCGGAAACCUGGCUGUUGACACCGAGAACAAGGUUCUUAUUGUACAACUUGGUGGUUUGACACCUUUAAUCCGACAGAUGAUGUCUCCCAACGUCGAGGUUCAGUGCAAUGCUGUAGGAUGUAUCACGAACCUAGCCACACACGAAGAGAACAAGGCCAAGAUUGCUCGCUCCGGAGCUCUAGGCCCUUUAACAAGACUAGCCAAAUCUCGUGAUAUGCGAGUUCAACGGAAUGCUACUGGCGCUCUGCUCAAUAUGACACAUUCUGACGAGAACCGACAACAGCUAGUCAACGCCGGAGCCAUUCCUGUGCUUGUACAACUUCUUUCCUCACCCGAUGUCGACGUUCAGUACUACUGUACCACAGCUCUAAGCAAUAUUGCAGUCGACGCAAGCAACCGACGAAAGCUGGCUCAAAGCGAACCCAAGCUGGUACAAUUUUUGGUCAACCUAAUGGACUCGACAUCACCCAAGGUCCAGUGCCAGGCCGCCCUCGCUCUCCGCAACCUCGCCUCGGACGAAAAGUAUCAGCUUGAUAUUGUUCGAGCCAAUGGUCUACCUCCUCUUCUCAGACUCCUCCAGUCUUCUUACCUACCACUUAUUCUUUCUGCUGUCGCCUGUAUACGAAACAUCUCUAUCCACCCUCUCAACGAGUCACCUAUCAUCGAAACCAACUUCCUUAAGCCACUCGUCGACCUGCUUGGAUCCACCGACAACGAAGAGAUUCAGUGCCACGCCAUCUCUACCCUCCGAAAUCUAGCGGCCAGUUCUGAUCGCAACAAGGCUCUUGUCCUGGAUGCUGGCGCCGUGCAGAAGUGCAAGCAAUUGGUUCUUGAUGUACCCAUCACUGUUCAGUCCGAGAUGACUGCUGCUAUUGCAGUCCUGGCCCUUAGCGACGAUCUCAAGUCUCAUCUCUUGAACCUGGGAGUUUGUGGUGUUCUCAUUCCUCUUACUCAUUCGCCAAGCAUCGAGGUCCAAGGCAACAGUGCUGCUGCCUUGGGCAACCUCUCUUCUAAAGUGGGCGAUUACUCGAUCUUCGUACAGAACUGGACUGAGCCUCAAGGCGGAAUCCACGGAUACCUUUGCAGAUUCUUGCAGUCUGGUGAUGCCACAUUCCAGCACAUUGCCGUGUGGACCCUUCUUCAACUGUUUGAGUCGGAGGAUAAGACUUUGAUCGGUCUCAUCGGUAAAGCUGAGGAUAUCAUCGAACACAUUCGAAGCAUUGCAAACCGACAAAUCGAGCCCGACAAUGAAUUCGAGGACGAGGAUGAAGGUGAGGUCGUCAACCUAGCCCAGCGUUGCCUGGAGCUGUUGGGACAGAGCAUGUCCAAGGCUCAUAUCGAGGGUUAA